Messenger RNA from Raphanus sativus (radish), 2093 nucleotides. RefSeq lists its product as uncharacterized. The record is from RefSeq and is a predicted model, not a curated record. Lineage: Eukaryota; Viridiplantae; Streptophyta; Magnoliopsida; Brassicales; Brassicaceae. The coding region runs from base 422 to 1858 and encodes 478 amino acids. Gene Ontology annotation, molecular function: zinc ion binding. The transcript is spliced from 9 exons.
GAAAUGGCAAAAACAAAACAGAACUUACCUUAGGAAGAAAAAUGUAUGAAAAUGAAAAGUGGGCAAGAGAAACAGCGUUCUCUCUCUCUACAUAACAUGAGAAUCAUGCUUUUCUCUCUCUCCUUCCUCAUUUCCCACUAUCUCUAGUCUUGCCCAUGAUUAUAAGCACCAAUCUCGAGAAGAUAAAAAAAAAACAGCUCCCUCUCUCUCUCUCUUUCUUGUUUCAAAGUCUCUUCCUUUUUGGGCGUGUCUUCAGGAAAAUUUGGAUUUUUCUGUUUUAGGGACGUUUCUUUGUUUCUUGUACUUGUGGGUUUUGUUUCUACUUGCUGCUGGUUGUCACGCUUUUUCUUCUAACUAACUGUGAAAGCUUGUGACGACCGUAUUAUUAUUAAAGUCUCUGUUUUGUUCUAUUGUUUAAGUGAUGGCUACUGAGGAGAAGCCUCUUGAUUCAAGCCAUGGUGAUUCUGCCACUUCUUCAAAUAAGAAGUCAGAAGGAUCAUCUGCUAUAACAGAAGAGACUUCUACAAAUGUUCAACAAUGGAGGAGAAAGAACCUAUCUUUGCAGAUACCCACCAGAGCAACUGGUCUCUCCCCUGAAGACUCAGUUGUAAUCAAAAUGCCUCCAACUCCUAGUCCAACUCCAAGGAGAGUGAACUUCUCUUUGACUUCAACUUCUCCUGGUCCUGCUUCUGCUACUGCCCAUCCACGAGGAAAAUCUUCUCUGAAGAAUCUGAUCCCAAAAGUUGGGUUCAAACCAAAAACCUCUCAUACCGAUAUCGAAAAGGGACAAGGGGAUGUCUCUUCUCCUUCUGAAUUGCAGGAGAAGGCUUCAAUAUCCAGGUCAUUAUCACUAUCAAAGCUGUUUACGCCUAGGAUCAAGAGAACUUCAUCUCUUCCUGUGACUCCCAUUGUUCUUUCAAAGUCAGAGUCAGCUCACGGAGGAAGCAGUGCUACUCCUCAAACUCCACGUUUGCAGAGGCAAGGGAGGGUGCGGAUAGCUAGAUCUCUCUCUGUGCCUGUUAAUGACAAGGAAGCAAGCUUAAAGAGAAUGGAUUCUUUCUUCAGAGUGAUUCCUACUACUCCUCGCGUAAAAGAAGGAGACGUUUGCUCAAAUGCAUCAGGGGCUGGUAAUACUGAAACAUGUGAUGCUGAUGGUGAAGACAUACCUGAGGAUGAAGCAGUUUGUAGGAUUUGUUUGGUAGAGCUUUGCGAAGGAGGAGAAACUUUGAAAAUGGAGUGUAGUUGCAAAGGAGAACUUGCUCUUGCACACAAAGACUGUGCUCUUAAAUGGUUCACCAUAAAGGGUAACAAAACCUGUGAGGUGUGUAAACAAGAAGUCAAGAACUUACCUGUGACACUCUUACGGAUCCAAAGCAUUCGAAAUUCUGGUGUUCAUCAGCUUGAUGUCAAUGGGUACAGAGUUUGGCAAGAGGUCCCUGUUCUAGUAAUCAUCAGCAUGCUCGCUUACUUCUGCUUCCUCGAGCAGCUCCUGGUUGAGAAAAUGGGUACGAGUGCAAUAGCGAUAUCACUGCCAUUUUCUUGUAUUCUUGGUCUUCUUGCAUCCAUGACCGCAUCAACCAUGGUGAUGAGAAGAUUUGUCUGGAUUUACGCAUCAGUCCAGUUUGCUUUGGUGGUUCUCUUCGCCCAUAUAUUUUACUCCGUGGUGGAGUUGCAACCAGUUCUGUCGGUUCUUCUGUCAACAUUUGCUGGAUUUGGUGUCUGCAUAUGCGGAAGUUCAGUGAUGGUUGAGUUUGCGAGAUGGAAACGUAGAUGGCAAGCCAGAAUCCUAGAGCAGCAGCUGAACCAUUCUCAAACGCUGGAUUCAACAACCUCUCAGCAUCAUCCAAAUGCCUCGUAGAGGCAAAAAGUGGAAAGAUGAAUCUUUAUUUAUACAGUAGUUGGGUUAAUGCUGUGUAUGGUUUGUAUAAAAAAGAAAAGUGGAAAGACUGUUCUUGUCUUCCUUUCUUUACAUACAACGAUUGUAUUAUUGUAUGUUUGCAACUUUCCCAAUCACUACAAAUGAAAGGUUUGCAGUAGUACUAGGUUUAUAGUCUACACGACAAGAUGUUUAUUAAGUUGGUUCUGUUACCAUA